Messenger RNA from Alternaria arborescens, 1746 nucleotides. RefSeq lists its product as hypothetical. The record is from RefSeq and is a predicted model, not a curated record. Bases 1 to 1746 code for a protein of 581 amino acids. Lineage: Eukaryota; Fungi; Ascomycota; Dothideomycetes; Pleosporales; Pleosporaceae. The transcript has a single exon.
AUGGAACACUACAGGAAGUCUGCACGUGCAGCCGCCUCUGAAUAUAAAUGGCACCAUGAAAAUGAUGCGGACUUGUUUAUGGCCUUGUUCUUACGACGAGCAUUUGAAGGUAGGAGAUCCAGGCACCUAGAAUGGGAACAGGGCGAAAAGACGACUCUGGUACCGAAAUCCUGGACGCAAGAGGAAAGGGAAGAUGCGAAGAUCUCUGCUGUGAGAGAAAUGAACUUAGAACAUCAACCGACUGUAGCUCCGCAAAAGUCUUCGACCAGGCUUCGCACGGCAGCACAAAAAAAAGCAGACAGCAGGCGACAAGCCGUAACUGCUGCCAAUAUAUACACAUGGGAAAACGCCGAAGCCCGAGGCGCCUUUGAAGCAGCGUAUGAGCACCAAGCCAUAGAGGUUAAUGAGCGUAGGCAGCGCGAAAACUCAAGUGGAAAAUGGACACAAAUGAAAGCAUCCGACCAGCAUGAUCUAUUGGAACACGCCGCAAAAUAUCUACAAAAACUAUUCAAGGAUGAUCAAAUACCCCCAGGUCUUAAACGCCGCCCCACCCAAGGUGUGUCUCUUGGUGGUGCAAGUAGGUCUGAUGAUUCACAUGCUCAGGGUUCGGCCGCCAAGAAAACUUUUCAAACAACGAUCAAUCUCAAGGAGGGUAGAAGACUCGAAGACAUACCAGACCGUUAUCCUCCAGGUUACAACAGCGAGGGCGGGUCUGGUUUCUCUGGCAUGAGCACCCCCGAAAAAAAAAGCCCCAGUGCUUCGGAACUAGAAAGUGAUAAGCGAAAAGCGAAGCGAAAAGCCAAGGCUACUCAUGCAAGCCUAGAUGCUCGUGUACAUGACUCUUCUUCUUCAGAUAAUGACUACCAUCCAGGCGAGCAUUUAACGAGGGAGGCGGAUCGUACUAAGCGACGAGAGCAAGCUCGGACUGUGGAAAGGAACCAAGAAGCAGAACGCAUGCACAAUGAAGAGAUGCGAACUCGCAUGCAAGCUGCACGACGACAGCCGUACAUACAAAGCAACUUGCAGCCUCAGCAAGCACCUGUAGCUACCAAGCCAGUUCCUUACACCACUUCAAAGUUACCUGCUACCGGAGACACAACGGUGGCUGCAGGGAAGCAACGGGCAGCAAAAGUCAUCAAUCCUAACAAAUAUCCGACUGUAGCAGAAUAUCCACCAGGUUAUAAUAGCUCAGGCAGUUCCAAUCCUCCAAACACUCCACCUAUCACGAAUGACCAAGCAUACUAUGAUAUGAUGAACCAAGAUUUCACUACCCACCACUGGGCAGUCAAUCGCUCUGGGAACGACGAGAUUUAUGCUGAAUCUCCACCCCGAGACACUAGGGAGCAGUCUUCAACACUCCGUUCUGGCAAAACGGCGGCUGCAGGAAAACAACGGGCAGUAGAGGCUCAUCAAACGCAAUCAAAAAAAUAUACGGCCUCUGGUGCAGCUAAAGCUACGUCAAGUGUGUCUACAACUGGUGCCGCAAAGCAAAAAAUCGGAGGUCAACCACGACGAUUCGCGCAGACUACUUCGAAUGCCACUAGACAGACUACAAGUGUUCCAGCAGCCGGAAUUCCAAGACGCUCUACUGAAGCACGCACUACCGUAAGCAACCCCACCGCAAGUCUUUCUACCGGUGGUCCAACAAGACGUGGUACUGGAGAUUCGGCCUCGAGUUCCAAACCGAAGAACAGUAAGCAGGACUCGAAGAAGAAGCCGACCAAGAAACCUGGUUCUGGCACGUAG